Molecule: messenger RNA, 4146 nt
Organism: Cavia porcellus (domestic guinea pig)
Lineage: Eukaryota; Metazoa; Chordata; Mammalia; Rodentia; Caviidae
Gene: Pcsk6
Product: proprotein convertase subtilisin/kexin type 6
Exons: 22
Coding region: 2-2899 (965 amino acids)
Biological process (GO): peptide hormone processing
Cellular component (GO): membrane; cell surface
Molecular function (GO): serine-type endopeptidase activity
Source: RefSeq, a predicted model, not a curated record
CAUGCCUCCGCGCGCGCCACCCGCGCCCGGGCCCCGGCCGCCGCCGCCCCGGGCCGCCGCCACCGCCGCCGCCACCUCCGCCGCGGGGGUCGGGGGCGCCGCCGGGCUCCGGCCGCUCGCGCCGCGCGCCUGGCGCUGGCUGCUGCUGCUCGCGCUGCCCACCGCCUGCUCCGCGCCGCCGCCGCCGCGCCCCGUCUACACCAACCACUGGGCAGUGCAAGUGCUGGGCGGCCCGGCCGCCGCCGACCGCAUGGCCGCCGCGCACGGCUACCUCAACUUGGGCCAGAUUGGAAACCUGGAAGAUUUCUACCAUUUUCACCAUAGCAAGACCUUUAAAAGAUCGACCUUGAGCAGCAGAGGCCCGCACACCUUCCUCAGAAUGGACCCCCAGGUAAAAUGGCUACAACAACAAAAGGUGAAACGCAGGGUGAAGAGACAGGUGCGAAGCGACCCUCAGACCUUCUAUUUCAACGACCCCAUUUGGUCCAACAUGUGGUACAUGCACUGUGGUGACAAGAAUAGUCGCUGCCGAUCAGAAAUGAAUGUCCAGGCGGCGUGGAAGCGGGGCUACACAGGAAAAAACGUGGUGGUCACCAUCCUGGACGAUGGCAUAGAGAGGAAUCACCCGGACCUGGCUCCAAAUUAUGAUUCUUAUGCAAGUUAUGAUGUCAACGGAAAUGAUUAUGACCCAUCUCCUCGAUACGAUGCCAGCAAUGAAAACAAACACGGCACGCGCUGUGCAGGAGAAGUUGCCGCUUCAGCGAACAACUCGUACUGCAUCGUGGGCAUAGCAUACAAUGCAAAGAUAGGAGGCAUCCGCAUGCUGGACGGCGAUGUGACAGAUGUGGUUGAGGCCAAGUCCUUGGGCAUCCGACCCAACUACAUCGACAUUUACAGCGCCAGCUGGGGGCCGGAUGAUGAUGGGAAGACGGUGGAUGGGCCCGGCCGACUGGCUAAACAGGCUUUCGAGUUUGGCAUUAAAAAGGGCCGGCAGGGCCUGGGCUCCAUUUUUGUCUGGGCCUCUGGGAAUGGAGGGAGAGAGGGGGACUAUUGCUCCUGUGAUGGCUACACCAACAGCAUCUACACCAUCUCCGUGAGCAGCACCACUGAGAACGGCUACAAACCCUGGUACCUGGAGGAGUGCGCCUCCACCUUGGCAACCACCUACAGCAGCGGGGCCUUCUAUGAGCGGAAAAUUGUCACCACAGAUUUGCGUCAGCGCUGCACUGAUGGCCACACAGGGACCUCGGUCUCAGCCCCCAUGGUGGCUGGCAUCAUCGCCUUGGCUCUAGAAGCAAAUAGCCAGUUAACCUGGAGAGACGUCCAGCACUUGCUGGUGAAGACAUCCCGGCCGGCCCACCUGAAGGCGAACGACUGGAAAGUGAAUGGGGCCGGGUAUAAAGUUAGCCAUCUCUAUGGAUUUGGCUUGGUGGAUGCAGAAGCUAUUGUCCUGGAGGCAAAGAAGUGGACAGCAGUGCCAUCCCAGCACAUGUGCAUAGCCACCUCGGACAAGAGGCCCAGGAGUAUCCCCAUAGUGCAGGUGCUGCGGACCACAGCCCUGACGAACGCAUGCGCUGACCACUCAGACCAGCGCGUGGUCUACUUGGAGCACGUGGUGGUCCGCAUCUCCAUCUCACACCCACGCAGAGGAGACCUCCAGAUCCACCUGAUUUCCCCCUCGGGAACCAAGUCUCAACUGUUGGCAAAGAGAUUGCUGGAUUUUUCAAAUGAAGGAUUUACAAACUGGGAAUUCAUGACCGUGCACUGCUGGGGAGAAAAGGCUGAGGGGGAAUGGACCUUGGAAAUCCAAGAUCUGCCAUCCCAGGUCCGCAACCCAGAAAAACAAGGGAAGCUGAAAGAAUGGACCCUCAUUUUGUACGGCACAGCAGAGCACCCGUACCACACCUUCAGUUCCCAUCAGUCCCGCUCUCGGAUGCUGGAGCUCUCAGUCCCGGAGUCGGAGCCACCCAAGGCUGCUGGGUCACCCGCUCAGGCAGAGAUUCCCGAGGAUGAAGAAGAUUACACAGCUCCUCCCACUCAAGGCUCUCCUAAUACUUUACAGACCAGUGUGUGCCAUCCGGAGUGCGGUGACAAAGGCUGCGAUGGCCCCAAUGCAGACCAGUGCCUGAACUGUGUCCACUUCAGCCUGGGGAGCUCCAAGACUGGCAGGAAGUGUGUGAGUGAGUGCCCCUUGGGCUACUUCAGGGACAAAGCAGCAAGGCGCUGUCGCAGGUGUCACAAGGGGUGUGAGACGUGCUCCAGCAGGAGCCCCACUCAGUGCCUGUCUUGCCGCCGCGGGUUCUACCAUCACCAGGAGAUGAGCACGUGUGUGACCCAGUGUCCCGCUGGAUUUUAUGCUGAUGAAAGUCAGAAACACUGCCUUAAAUGCCACCCAAGCUGCAAAGAGUGCAUGGAUGAACCUGAAAAAUGUACCAUGUGUAAGGAAGGAUUCAGCCUUGCACGGGGCAGCUGCAUUCCAGACUGUGAACCGGGUACCUACUUUGAUUCUGAGCUGAUCCAGUGUAUGGAAUGCCAUUCCACCUGCCGAACCUGUGUGGGGCCUAGCAGGGAGGAAUGCAUUCACUGUGCAAAAAACUUCUCCUUCCAAGACUGGAAAUGUGUGCCAGCCUGCAGUGAGGGCUACUACCCGGAGGAGAUGCCUGGCUUUCCCCACAAAGUGUGUCGGAGGUGCGAGGACAACUGCCUGAGCUGUGAGGGCUCCAGCCGGAACUGCAGCAAGUGCAAGGCAGGCUUCAUGCAGCUGGGGACCUCGUGCAUCAGCAACCUCACGUGCAGCAACGCUGACGAGACCUUCUGCGAGAUGGUGAAGUCUAACCGACUCUGUGAACGGAAGCUUUUCAUCCAGUUCUGCUGCCGCACAUGCCUCCUGGCUGGGUAGAGACUCCCGCUGCCCACAGAGGACAGGGCCCCUCCUGUCCAUCCAUCUGUCCAUCCACCUUCCUCCAGACUGUUGACCAGAGCCUGUUCCGGGAGCGGUGCCUCGAAUCUGACAGCUUUAUCUCCCCAGGAGCCAGGUCCUCCCUCAGCUCCUCGAGGCACCCAAGCCGGUAGGUGGAGGUCCCUAAGGAAGAGCUCCUGGCACAGUGAUCACUCUCCAGCUCUGCUCACUGGCUACUGCCUUCUGGCAAGCUCAGAAUGGUAACAACAUGCAUUCGGAGAAUCCACAGCUCCAGCUUCAGAUCCUAAGUUUACUGAAUCUUCAAGACCAAAGCAGAAAGGAAAGAUGCUUGGCAUCUUGUAUCACCCGCCUCCUGUGCUGUUAUGCGGCUCGGCUGUAAAUCUCCGCAGGCUAGCUGGCAGGAGAGUUAGGUUGCCUGCUGCCUGCCACUGCGCAUCCCGGGGGACUGAUCAGUCAGACUGUAAAUAAAAUAGGUUUUGGGGCAUAAAACACAUGACCACUGGGGAUGGAAUCAGGUUCUAUGCAGUCCGCUUCUUUGGAAACUGCACAAGUGUCCUAGAAAGUCCACUGCCAACCCAGAUUGCACCGUUCUCUCCGAGGAAGCCAAGCUGUCCUGUGUUCUGUAGGAGUCUCCUGGGCCUGGACAACCACCUCAAGCUGAUGCACAACCUUCUGAGGAGGGUCCAAAGGAGGCUCUCUGGGGCUACCCAGAAGACACCCUGAUCGCCAAGCAGUUCCUCUUAACAAAAUGUAAAGCCAGCCCGCGAGUCAUUGGUCAUCCAUCCCUUCCCAUUUUACAGAAUUGCUUUUACAACACAUGUGGCCUCUGCUCUCGAGGUGGAUCUCCUGUGUCUGUAUAUAGUAUAAGCCUACAUGACACAGCUGGAUUGAUUUCUGCCAAACCUGUGUAGGCAUUUUAUAAGCUACGUGUUCUAAUUUUUACCAAUGUUAAUUAUUUUGACAAAUAUUUCAUAUAUUUUCAUUGAAAUGCACAGAUCUGCUUGAUCAAUUCCCAUUAAUAUGGGAGUAACAUUUGCCUUAAAUUUUCUCAGUCUCGUCUCUCUCCAUAUUGUCCCGCCUCCCCUCUUUGACUGUAAUGUGUUUGCCUUGUCACUUGUGAGCUGGAGAGAAGCCAGCAGUUGUCUGUUGAAUCCAUGACUCUGAGAAAGAAAUCAGUGAAAAAAAAGCAAUGUUAACCCUAAAUUAAUAAAAGAGUUAACAUCUCA